UGAAUAGAAAAAAACAAAACCCUUUCAUAAAAAGGAUAUUCUGACACCCACACAUGUACAUCCGCACACUCGCAGACAUUUGCUGAAAGCUCUCUGAAAGUUCUUUUGUAGAUCCCAACAAUGUGUCCCUUGUUCGCAGCUUAUUUAUUCCACUUCCAUGUAAUUUUGAGUAGGACAAGCUAGUGAAAAUGCUGAGGAAAAGAGGCACCAGAAUGAUGGGAAGCCCUAUGCUGUCUGGAGGAUGUGUCAUUCUGGAAAUAUGUCCAUUAGCUGCAUUUAAAUCAUGCAAGCCUACAGAUUUCAGCAGUCUUGCAGAUGUUUGUUAUUAUGCAAUGCAUCACGUGUCUCUCUCUCUCGCUGUAGUUCCAGGCAGAUUUUGACAUGUUUAUUCCUCUCCAACUGCUCUACUGUGGUUUCUCUCUGACGUGUCAUCUGCUGGCAGGUGUUCAGAAAUGUGCUGUAUGUGCUUCUGAAUUACACAGCCUGGAUCACUGUGCAGCGAGGACCAAGGAACGGGGCACAAACAUGAAAGAGGGAAGUGUUGUUUCUCCCAUGUGGAAAGUGUUGCUGGUGGGGAUGUGCGUGCUGCUGCUCCUGAGCACGGCAGGUUUAGUGUUUCUGCUGUUUCGGCAGAAAGAGUUGGCAGACGAGCUGUUUAGGCUGGAGUCCCAGAUGCAGGAGCUGACAGAGAGCUGCAGGUUGCGGGCGGGAAUCCUGCCCAUCGACCCCGGAGAGGCCCGAGAGUUCAGGAAGCUCCACCGCCGCAGGAGAAACCAGGAAGAAGAUCCAAUGCAAAGCGAAGAUCAGAAGGAUAUGCUGAUGCUCAUGACAUACUCUAUGGUUCCUGUCAAAGCCUUCACAGACAUGUGCAGGAGCUCCAAAGGAAUUUGUUUAACAGGCCCACCUGGACCCCCAGGUAAACCUGGUUCACCUGGACCCCCAGGUCCACCGGGGCCAGAGGGGAGACGAGGUAGAAAAGGUCUUCCUGGUCCACCUGGUCCACCCUGCUCCACCUCUUGUUCCAGUGACAUGAAAAACAAGAUUACUGAAGGAAGUAGUCGUCAAAUUUACGCAUGGAGAGAAUCACCGACACCACGUCCAGCUGAUAACACAACUAAUGUUUUGAAUGUUAGUGGCACAAAUAUAAAAUUAGAUUUUGGUUCUUUUUAUCCAAACCACAGCCAAGACGCCUUCAACAAUACCAAAGAAGAAAAUGUCACAGAGGUCCCAGCAGGCGAGAGGUCCCAAUCAUCAGCAGGCCUGCUGAGUGUAGCCUUAGGCAACAACAGCGACUCCUUCAGAAAUGUUACUGUUACUACAGUGGAAAGUGACUGGAUAUCACCUCACCCAGAUUACCAAAGUGACAACCUGACUGGAAUCGACCCAGAAAAUGUUACAGAAGCACCAAUGAAUUUAUUAGCAGUGUUACCAACACCAGGUGAGCCGCAUGAUGCUGGAAAAGCUCUCUCUGAUGAAACUUUAGACACAUAUUUGAAAGCUGAAUCACCAACAGCACAUCCAGCUGAAAACCUCAUAGAUGCUUUGAAUGUCUCUGACUCUGAGAAACUGGACAAUAAGACAGAAUCAGAAUCCCCAACAGAUGGUCCAGCUGCAAACACCAGAGGAGACACAAAACCAUUUAUGCACAACUUUAAUGAUACCAACACUGAAAAUGUUACAAAUGGACCAGUACAAUUAUUACCAGCUCCACCUGAUGCAGAUAUAAACAGUGACUCCUCUAAUGGCAGCGAGACCUUCAUUAAAGCAACUCUGAAAACUGAAUCACCAACAGCGUAUCCUCUUCAGAAAGCCACCACAGAUGCUUUGAAUGUCUCUGAAUCUGAGAAACAUCUGAGCAUGAAAGUGAAAACUGAACCGGUAACAUUUGAUGACGAUGAAAGCCAGGGGACCUUGAAUGACACAGAAACUAAAGGACCAGUAAUGCUGUUAACAGUAACACCAACUCCACAUCCAGCUGAAAACACCAGAGAUGCUUUUACUGUUCCUGGUUCUAAAAAGGAUGCAGAUAAAACAAUAGAACCUGAGCUAAAAGCAGCUGAUAAAGAUGUUGCCUUCAAUGUUGCUAUACGAAAUGCUACAGAGGCAUCGAUGACACGAUUUAUAGGUUCACUUUCUGAAGAACUGGAUAAAAACAGAGACACUUUCAAUAACAGUGGAAACGUCAAUGAUAAACCCAUGACAACUGAUUCUUCAAAUAAGCUCUGGUCUGAUAAUAAGAUCAGUGUGACCACCGGUGACAAAUCAACAGAAAGUGAGUGUAUUAUUAAAAACAUAAAAUGCUCAGAGAAGCCCACUGAAAUGGAAAGCACCUAUGGAGCCUGGAUGUCAGACGCGUCGCAGCUGGAUGAAGAUCAGUACUGGCUGGCCGAUCAUUUUUCAGGUCGACAUUUGUGGGAAUAUCAGGACCUUUCAACAUCGCAAAACACUAAAAACACUAUAGACACCAAGAGGUUCUACCAGGGGUGUGGCCAUGUUGUUUAUAAAGGAUCAUUUUACUACCACAACGGCGGGAAAAACAGACUUAUAAAAUUUGGUCUGAAAACGAAGAGAACGCAGAUUCUGACCAUGCCAGACACCAGAUAUCACAACCUGACUUAUCUUUUUCGAAACUCAAAGACAUACUUCAAGUUUGCUGUGGAUGAAAGUGGACUGUGGGUCAUCUUUGCCUCAAACGCAGAUGACAGCACACUGGUCGCAAAGCUCGAUGAUGACACAUUCUCUAUAGAGUCUGUCAUAAACACCACCUACCCGACAGCUAAAGCAGGAAAUGCUUUCAUUGUGUGUGGGGUGCUGUAUUUCACAGAUGACAAAGACAGAAGGGUGACAUAUGCCUAUGAUUUAAAGAAAGAGAGUCCUGUGGAUGCAGGUUUUGACAUAAGAUCAGGUAAUGGAAUCUUAGCUAUGCUGUCGUACUAUCCCAACAAAAAGAUUUUGUACGUGUGGGACAACAAAAGUGUGAAUACCUGCAGAGUUAAAUUCAAAAAGACCUAAAAAUAAAUAAUCAAACUCUAUGACAUCAUGCAGUUGGCUUCACAAGGCAUUGUAUGAUUUAGUUUUGUCACAAUAUACAGGUAAAUAAUUGUGCAAUUUUUUUUUUUGUGUGUGUCCCGUUUGGAUCUUUAGCCAUCAG
Molecule: messenger RNA, 3151 nt
Organism: Pundamilia nyererei
Lineage: Eukaryota; Metazoa; Chordata; Actinopteri; Cichliformes; Cichlidae
Exons: 23
Coding region: 382-3012 (876 amino acids)
Biological process (GO): signal transduction
Cellular component (GO): cell surface
Source: RefSeq, a predicted model, not a curated record